UAUGCAUGUCUACAAACUAAAAAACACAAACCAAAUCUCGACAGAAAACUAAACAAACCAACAAUGAAGCUUUACAUGUUAUGGCUCGUGUUGGUAUUAGCCGUCCAAGCAGAUGCAGCAAAGCAAAGAAAGAAGGCUAAAAUCCCUGCAUUAAUAGUUUUCGGAGAUUCAAUAAUGGAUACUGGUAACAACAACAAUCUCUCAACUUUUCUUAAGUCCAACUUCCCUCCUUAUGGCAAAGACUUCCCCGGCGGAUUGGCUACUGGAAGAUUUUCUGAUGGAAAAGUUCCUUCUGAUCUUAUUGCGGAAAAAUUGGGGUUGACUAAGACAUUACCAGCAUACCUAAGUCCAAAUUUGAAGCCUAGAAAUCUUUUGAAAGGUAUAACAUUUGCGUCUGGAGGAACCGGUUAUGAUCCAUUGACAGCCGAAACUAUGUCGGUGAUAUCAGUGGGGGAUCAACUAAUAUAUUUCAAAGAGUAUAUAUCAACGAUCAAACGACGUUAUGGAAAAAGAAAAGCUCGACAUAUCUUGAACCGCGGCAUUUUUCUCGUGGUUUCUAGUAGCAAUGACCUUGCUCACACUUAUAUAGCCCAAUCUCAUAAAUAUAACCCUGCAUCGUAUGCUUCUUUCUUGGCUAAAUCAGCAGUUAAAUUCGUAAGAGAAUUACACAAGCUUGGAGCUCGAAAAAUUGGGGUGUUUAGUGCACUUCCUGUUGGAUGUGUACCACUUCAAAGAUCAGUGCGUGGAAGUGUAUUAACAAGAGAAUGUGUUAAACCCUUAAACAAUAUGGCAAAAAAAUUCAACGCCAGACUUUCUCCAGCACUGAAAUCUUUAGAUAGAGAGUUGGAUGGUAUUAUCUUCUACGUUGAUGUUUAUGAGACCUUUUUGGACAUGAUCCAAAAUCCUAAAAAAUACGGUUUCGAGGUAGCUGAUAGAGCUUGUUGCGGUACUGGUUUUCUCGAAAUUUCUUAUAUGUGCAACUCAUAUAAUCCAUUCACAUGCUCUAAUUCGUCGGCAUACAUAUUUUGGGAUAGCUACCAUCCAACUGAAAGAGCUUAUCAAGUUAUGGUUGAUAAGUUAUUCGACAAAUACUUUAGCAAAGUCUUUUGAUGUUAAACAUUAAUUACAUCCUUGUGUUUCAUUGUAUUUAUCCUUCUUAUUGUUUCAUGUCUGUGAUUAAUUCAUUGCAGAAUGUUCAAUGCCUUGUGCACUGAAAUAAUUUGAAUGAAAUCUUAAUGUUCUAUGUUUUCAACCAACAGUAAUCUUAAUGUUUUGAAAACGUGAUUCUACCCAAUACAUUAUUGGAACUCAGUUUUAAUACAUAUGUUAAAAUUGAAGUUUGCUAAAUGAAAAAUGUUUAUCCUAAGAUUAUUUCUUUAAUAUCUCAAAAUAGACAUUUUAGAGAAGUAUAACAAGGUUAAGUACCUUGGACAAUUGUAGAUGAAUGCAGGUUAACAGCUUAAUCGAUAGAGGUCAAUUAUGGAGACUGGCUACAUCUUCUGUUCUUCAUGCAAAUCCUAUGCAUCUCAUGGUCAGUUUCUCAUCAACCAUUCAUCCUUGCAAUGACCCUAGUCAAUGCUGCUUACUUCUUUCUGUGUGGCUAAACUGUUUCCCCCUUUGUGUUUCGAUAAAUUGCUAUUCUUUGAACUCCAUUGGACUAACUGCUGAGAGUUUAGGUAGCCCAACGAGAUUCCUUGCCGUUUACUUCACUUCUGCAAUCGCAAGUAAUUAAUGUUUCAUAGACUUUCUUUGAUGUGGGUGAUUAUAGUUGACUAACAGAAACCAUCAUAAGAGUUCUAGGUUCAGCAAUGAGUUACUGGCUCAACAAAGCGCCAUCAGUUGGUGCUUCCGGUGCAAUUUUCGGAUUGAUAAGUCCCUUGGGGAACCAUAAGCCUUUGUUCUCAUACAAAUUGAAGUUUGUUAAUGAUACCUCUUUUUCUUUUUGUAGGUUGGCUCGGUAGCUGUAUUUGUCAUGAGACACAAACAAAUGGUCAGAGGUGGCAAUGAAAAUCUGAUGCAGAUAGCUCAAGUUAUAUUGCCCUAAACAUGACAUUGGGUCUAGUAUCCAGAGGCAUAGAUAACUAGGGACAUAUUAGUGGCUUGCUUGGUGGAACCGCAAUGGCAUGGCUUGUAGGACGACAUUGGAAGUUUGAGUAUACAACAAGAGAUGGUCGGAGAGUCUUCGUGGACAGCGUUCCAGCUCCUCUGCUUUUGCGUUGGUGAAACGAACGCGCCGACGGCUUUGAUAGGAGACCAACGAAGCUGAACAGUUUUCUCUCUCAGUGCCGUGUGAAUAUUAGAGAGAUUGAAUGUGUAUUAUGGAGGAUUUUGACCUUGGUUAGAAGUCGCCAGCUUAUUUUAUUGUAAACAAAUGCAUUUUUACAUUGCUAAACUAUGAAUGUGUUUAAUUGUCAAGUUUACCCCAUUUCGAAUACAAUUUGAAGCAAAGAAGGAGAACGCAACAAAGAGAACAAUACUAGUGCAAGGGUUAAGAACACACGUGUAGCAAGUAAUGUUAGUCCUAGUCCUAGAGGAAGUGUAAGAAGAAGGCUUUACCCUUGGAUAAAAUUGAGCCAAGUUUGGCAAAUCAUUUGCCGCAAUGGUAUUGAUUAGGGUUUUGGGCAUCUAAUCUACUUUUCAAUAUCAUCAUCUUCCUUGUGCAUCCAAUCUACUCAGAAAGAAGUGUCAGUAUAGGAGUAGUGUGUAGUGUACUUACGGUUAAGUUUUCAUUUUCCUUAUUUAAUGUCAAUAUAUAUCAAAGACAUUGUAUCUAAUGUCCUCAUUUACUUUGACUUAUUUGGCACCGAUUUCAUUUUAUUUUGUUUUAUUGGAUCAGAAACUUAUUGGAUCAUAAUUUAUCUACCAACAGUUUAUGAAUCUAUUAAAAUCCACUAACCAAUAACCUCACUUAGAUUUGCCACCACAAAAUACAAAUUUACUAUAAGACAUAUAGGUUACUGCGUCAGAAUUAUAUUGAGCCAUAUAUUAUUACGCCUUUGCCAAUAUCUUAGCAUGUAGAUCAAGUUUAGGAGCUAACUCUUCCUCCAUAGGGCUGUUCGUUUGGUUGCCGCAGGUACCGGCGGCAGCGGCAGCGUCAACAUUCUGCGUCAACUCUUGUUCGUUUCGUUGACGCAGCAAGCUGUGUCUGACGCCGCGUCCGAACACCGCGUCCUACGGCUGACGCCGAUAAAACCUGUGGUCGCGAUAUAGUAUGCGGUAGCGUCAGCGGCAGCGUCAGCGUCUGCGAAACGAACAACAACUGUAUUCAUUGACGCUGCCGCCGCCGCUGACGCUGACGCUGCCGCCGCCGCCGCCGCUGACGCUGCCGCCGCCGCUGACGCUGAUGCUGCCGCCGCCGCCGCCGCUGACGCUGCCGCUGACGCCGAAACCUGCGGUAACCAAACGAACAGGGUUAAGAGCCUUGUUCGUUUCUUAACCGCCAGAUGCAGCUGGAGCGGCAAGAAAAAGCACGGGGACGGUGGUCAAAAUAAUAGAAUCUGAAGCUAAAAUAACAGUACACAUCUUUUCUCUUGUUUCGCUUCAACAAACUUACAGUAACUUCGAUUUUGUUAAUACGAUAGAAAAUUCAUCUAAAAAGAAUCAUAUUGCUUGGAAUUUAUUUUAUGCAAUCAACAAAUUUUAGUAACUCAAACUACAUCUCGUGCACGUAAAACAUAUACAUUAAUUAUAAUACCCAUAUCAUAUGUGACUUAGAGAAGCUUAUAACAUCUAUCUUUUUUUUUUGAAUAUACAAGCUUAUAACAUCUAUCCACAUCAAAUAAACCUUGAGACGCGAAGUCAAAACUUUAAUUGUGAAAAACACAUUCCAAUGACAAUACAUCAUACCAAGAUGAAUCAAUAUCUACCAAUAUAAAGACCCACACCUUAUGCUUCUUUGCCACACACAGCUCUGGAAACACAAAUCAAGAAAUGUCAAGACGAUUGAAAGCUUAUCUCACCUCCAUACUUCUCAUCAUGGCAGUCUCUCCCCUUUCACACGGUCUUUCACUUGGUGGCCUCAGCUUUGGCCAAGUCGAAAUUAACGGUAUCGCACGGUGUAGCCUUAAUGGAGACCCUAACGCCCCUCCUAUCUCAAAUGGCACUGUUAUCUUAACAUGUGGUGGCUUAACCGCCAACCUCGCUGAAACAUUAAGUCAACCGAAUGGUUUUUUUCUCAUGUUUCUCAGCUUUUUACAAACACUUCUGUUUACCCCUAGUUCCUGCUAUAUCACAAUUAAUCUUCCGACGGGAAAUUGCUCUAUUUACUCACCGGAUGGCGUCCUCAGUGCUGUUCUUACACUUGCCAGCGUCGCGGUGGGUAAUAACACAAAUGUCGCUUAUUUUGUUGCCGGCCCAGUGCUCGAUAAUAUUUUCUGAUGCAAAGGGGGACUUUCAUGCGCAUGCUACAUAUAAUAAUGUUCUUAUGUUUUACGUUGAGGUGUUGCAUAUAGAAAUAAGUGGCUUAUACUCCACAAAAAAAUUAUAAAUAGCACAUCUCUUUAUUGCCUUUUUAAAUGAGUGAAUAUCAAAUAUAUAUACUUGGACACGGAUAUUUAGUAUGGGGGGUGUCCCUAAAAAUAAGGAGUGUCUUGCAUCAUGUAUGUUAUAGAUUUGUAUUUAUAAUUGAUGUAAAUAAAAGUUAUAUCGUUUAUAAAAAUGAUUCUGAAAA
Brassica napus (rape) is the source of this 4669-nucleotide messenger RNA. Its product is annotated as GDSL esterase/lipase At1g59030-like. Gene Ontology annotation, cellular component: extracellular region. Lineage: Eukaryota; Viridiplantae; Streptophyta; Magnoliopsida; Brassicales; Brassicaceae. The coding region runs from base 64 to 1110 and encodes 348 amino acids. Gene Ontology annotation, biological process: lipid metabolic process. The transcript is spliced from 7 exons. The record is from RefSeq and is a predicted model, not a curated record. Gene Ontology annotation, molecular function: lipase activity.